CAAUCUGCACCCUAAGACUUUCCACCAUUCACCAUUUGUGGCCAGCCCACGCCGCAGUCAACGACCUACUUCAUACAUCUGUGCCAACGACUAGCCUCGCUCAGUACCGUAUUGCGUUGUGCCGUUGCCCCUCUCAUUUACCGCCACACCUUGACCUGGCUCGCCAUGGAUAUCCCGCCUGACGAGAGAUCUCCGCUACGUCAAUCAGGCCCAGCUGACCCAGCCCCAGAGCACCAGAAUCACGACUCAAGUGAUGCGGAGGUCGAGCCACUGCCGAAAGGCUUCAGGUUCCUUGCCAUCAUCGGGAGCCUCAUGCUAUGCUGCUUCCUCGCAGCCCUGGACAUGACCAUAGUGGCUACGGCGGUGCCGGCCAUCAGCGACACUUUCCACUCCCUAGGCGACAUUGCCUGGUAUGGCUCUGCGUUCUUUCUCACACAGACGACAUUCCAGGCAACUUGGGGCAAGAUCUAUGGCAUCUUUGACCUCAGGGCGGCAUUCGCCGUGUCGAUUCUUACCUUUGAGAUUGGAUGCAUCGUGUCCGCCGCUGCGCCUAGUAGCGCCGCCGUUGUGAUCGGCCGCGUGAUUUCUGGUAUCGGCGCGUCUGGCAUCAUCGGGGGCGUCUUUACCAUUAUUGCCUUCAUCACAAGCGAGGCCUGGCGGCCGGUGUGCAUCGGCAUCAUUGGGACCACAUUCGGCUGCGCGAGCGUGAUCGGGCCUCUUGUCGGGGGUGUUCUCACGAGCCACCUCUCGUGGCGCUGGAUAUUCUGGAUCAACCUGCCCAUUGGUGGGCUUGGGCUGCUGUGCCUGUUUACCUCCUUCACGACGCCAAAGUCUGCAAAGAGGGCGCAGAAGGAUGUUUGCUGGAAAAGCUUGUUGCUCGAGCUGGACCUUGUGGGCAACAUCCUGACAACAGGGUCCGUGGCGUGCUUCACCCUGGCGAUGCAGCACGGCGGCACAUCUGUUCCCUGGAGCGAAGACUACAUCAUCACUUUGCUUGCCCUGUCAGGCAUCUUUCUGGCCGCCUUGGUGCUCAAUGAAUGGUCCAUGGGCGAGCGGGCGCUCAUUCCGACCCGCCUCAUUGCACAGUGGCCCGUGUGGCCAAACUGCGCCUUUACCUUCUUCAUCUCGGGAACCUACUUCCCGCUGCUGUACUUCCUGCCAGUGUACUUCCAGGCUGUUCAAGGCGUGAGCGCGCAGGAUAGCGGCUUGCGCAACAUGCCGCUCGUUGUGGCCGUCUCCCUGUUCACCGUCUUGUCCACGUCCUUUAUGGGGCGGACAGGACGAUGGACGCAGCCUCUCUUGCUCGGCUCCAUGCUAUCCGUCGCCGGAGCGGCGUUGAUCUACGUGCUCGACGCCGAGUCGCCUGCACCAAGCUGGAUCGGCUACCAGGCUGUCGUCGGUAUUGGCAUCGGCAUGGCCAUGGAGGUCCCUCUAGUGGCGAACCAGAAAGCAAAACCCCUCAAGGAUAUCUCUGCCAUUGUUGGGAUGACCAUGUUCUUCGAGCUCGCCGGUGGUGCUGUCUUCAUGGCCGCAGGUGAAGCUAUCUUUGCAAACGGCCUGUUGCGCACGCUGAGCCGCGUGGCCCCGAAACUCAAUGGCCAGGAUGUCCUCCAUCACGGCGCGCUGAACAUAAGAGAGACGUUUGGCGACGAUGCGCCGGCCGUGCUGGAGGCGUACAUGGGCGGUAUCACGGACGGGUUCAUCAUGUGCCUGAGUUGUGCGAUCGCGGCCACGGUGGUGGCCAUGGUGGUAGCUCCCACAAUCAUGCUUCGCCGUGGCGGGGAUAGGAGAGACGAGGCAGAGGCCGUUCAAAGUUAGUGUCCGGGGCGACUGCCUGUUCGUGAUGAUGAUGGAAAAGCUGUAGCUUGCAGGGGCGUUUCGGGCCACGCACGACUGUGGCGCUUGCAGGGGGGCCGGCAAAUGACCAUUGCUGCUCCAGGCCCGCGUACAGCGGCAUCGGCGGCAAAAGUCAUUGAGACAAUUGUACAAAGUACAGUACUUUAUACAGCUCUCAAUGGCAGACACGACUG
Purpureocillium takamizusanense is the source of this 2030-nucleotide messenger RNA. RefSeq lists its product as uncharacterized. Gene Ontology annotation, biological process: transmembrane transport. The record is from RefSeq and is a predicted model, not a curated record. The transcript has a single exon. Bases 166 to 1818 code for a protein of 550 amino acids. NCBI's taxonomy places the organism in Eukaryota, Fungi, Ascomycota, Sordariomycetes, Hypocreales, Ophiocordycipitaceae. Gene Ontology annotation, molecular function: transmembrane transporter activity.